Messenger RNA from Chlamydomonas reinhardtii, 2149 nucleotides. RefSeq lists its product as uncharacterized. Lineage: Eukaryota; Viridiplantae; Chlorophyta; Chlorophyceae; Chlamydomonadales; Chlamydomonadaceae. The record is from RefSeq and is a predicted model, not a curated record. Gene Ontology annotation, cellular component: cytoplasm. Bases 156 to 1598 code for a protein of 480 amino acids. The transcript is spliced from 13 exons.
GCAAUUUGCCGAUGCUUGUCACCGGCGCGCCCACCGCGCGGCUGACGACUCGUUCUGAUUUCCUGGUCGCGACGCCGCGGGCCCUGGGAGCAGCGCUUCGUCGCAGUGUGAACCAUCAGCUUGCAGGCCCGGCUUCGUCGCGCGACGUUCGCCGAAUGUCCAUACUCAAGGGCAUCAUGCAGGGUUUCUCCAAGGGCGGGAGCGCUGCGCCGGCGGCUCCCCAGAAGUCGGAGCCCACGGUCCUUAGCUUCAGCGACAACGCCCCCUCCUGGCAGCAGCUAGAGGAGAUGGUCAAGGCGCAGCACGCGGAGCUGGGGGUGGACUUCUGGAGGAACCCCAACGAGGGUGACCUGCACCCCAUGGCCACCCGCCGCACCUUCGGCUCCUCCGCCCCCGUGCGGGUCAAGCUGUAUCGCGACCACGCCUCCUGGUGCCCCUACUGCCACAAGGUGUGGAUGCAGCUUGAGGAGAAGCGCAUCCCGUACGAGAUUGAGAAGAUCAACAUGCGCUGCUAUGGCGACAAGCCAGCCAGCUUCAUGGCCAAGGUGCCCAACGGCCUGCUGCCGGUCAUCGAGCUGGACGGGCGGGUGGUGACCGAGAGCGCCGUCAUCAUGAACCUGCUGGAGCAGGCCUUCCCGGACAACAAGCCGCUCAUGCCGCCGCAGGGCACGCCCGAGCGCGCCCGUGCCGACCAGCUGAUGCGGCUGGAACGGCGCUUCUUCAGCGACUGGCUGGGCUGGCUCACCUCGGACUGGAACCACGCGCGCGGCAAGGCCCAGUUUGAGGCGACUGUGGACGCGGUGGCGGCGGAGCUGGAGCGCGCAGGGGGCCCCUACUUCCUGGGCUCCGACAUCAGCCUGGUGGACAUCACCUUUGCGCCCAUGCUGGAGCGAGCAGCCGCCUCGCUCACCUACUACAAGGGGUUCCACCUGCGCGGGCAGGGCCGCUGGCCGGCGGUGGACAGGUGGUUUGCGGCCAUGGAGAGCCGCCCCACCUACCUGGGCACCCGCUCCGACUACUACACACACGCGCACGACCUGCCGCCGCAGCUGGGCGGCUGCGCCAUGCACGAGGAGGGCGAGCCGCUGGCCGCCGCCCUCGACGGCACCGACGGCGUGCACUGGCGGCUGCCGCUGCCGCCGCUGUCGGCGUCCUCGCUGCCUGAGCCCUACUGCCCCGGCGACAACCCGCCCGUGGACCGACUGGAGGCCGCGGCCAAGCUGGUGCGCAACCACGACGCAGUGGUCCGCUUCGCACUGCGCGGCCCCGGCCAGCCCGGCCCGCGGCCCGUGACGGCGCCGCUGGCGGACCCCACCGCCAUCCCCAACACCAACUACACGGCGGAGGCGGACGCAGCGCUGCGGCACGUGGCGCACGCCCUGCUGGCGGGCGUGGAGGCCAAGCAGCUGUCGCAGCACGCGCUGCAGACGUCUGCAAGCGGCGGCCUGUCGGGCGCGGCGGUGGUGCUGGCGGCUGACUACCUGCGCGACCGCGUGGGCGUACCCCGUGACAUGCGCUACCCCGCGGCGCGGCAGUUGCGGGCGCACCUCAACUGGCUCAUUGACAGCCUCACGGCCGCCGCGCCCACCUCCGCGUGAGGGGCAGGCGGGGACGGGGCUAGAGCCGCUGCGAGAGGUGCAGAGGAGGUGUGUGGUUGGGGGUGGAGAUGGUCAGCAGGGGCAGCGUUCUGGGCUGUGGAUUAGGUGCAUGCUUGCUUUGGGCGUAGGGUGAGUGCUGGAGGUCCAGCAGGAGUGGAGUGAGCUGUGUGUGCUAGUUGGAUACUUGGAUGGAUGAGCGCCGAGGCGGGUGCAACAUGCGCAUGCGGGCGGCAUGACAGGAGAGACUCGAAUGCAGGGGUGGCACGGGAGUCUUUGCGUAACUUUUGGGCAGAGUUUUGCAUAGCUCGUAUGGUGGAAGCUCAGGAUAGCUACAUUGAGGAGUGCAUGUGCACGCAUGUGGGCACUGAGACAGGUUUGGCGGCGCUGGCAGAAGUGGAGGCCUGAGAGGUGAUGUUGAGAGCAGAGAGCUGUGCGGUGCUAUGCACCGGACUAGGUCACUCGGCAACCAGGCACCACUCUGGACGGGCAUCGAAAGCCCUAGGUCUGCUGUUGCAACGUCAGGUGUGCUGGUGUAGUGCCGCGCAACCCAC